Messenger RNA from Alternaria alternata, 4473 nucleotides. RefSeq lists its product as hypothetical. NCBI's taxonomy places the organism in Eukaryota, Fungi, Ascomycota, Dothideomycetes, Pleosporales, Pleosporaceae. The transcript has 3 exons. The record is from RefSeq and is a predicted model, not a curated record. The coding region runs from base 1 to 4473 and encodes 1490 amino acids.
AUGGCUAAUAUUGAUACGUCUCUGAACUUACUGCAAAACAACAGGGCUGCCACGGAGAAAGCAGCCUUCGACGCGAAUGCCUUAUCACUGGGUGAGCAGUCAGAUCCAUCGGGCUUCGCCGCGCCGACAGCCAGUAAACCAAUCGGUAAGACGCCAGAGCAACAGGCUGCUAUCAAGGAGGUCACCGAUUUCCUCAAGGGCGAGAAGGGCAAGAAAGCAGCGUUGACCAUGCAGACCAUGGUGACGGCUGCUACGCCCAUUCUCAACAAUUUCGAUGAGCUCUUGACUCAGCCCAACUUGGACAAAUAUAACGCAACGCUCAAUACGUCACCCAUCGUCGGUCUGGCUGGUCGAGAAAUCCGAUAUUUAAACAAGACGUCCACGGGUACUGGUGCUGGAACCGUCACAGAGAGCUGGGCGCACUUCGACAACUUACCUGUAGAGGCUGACACGGCCCAGGGAACGGUUCACCUGUUUCCUUACAAUGGAUCAUUCUAUCUCAGUGUUGGAAAAAGUGUGUGGAAGAAGGAACCACGGCCCAUGACAGACGCGAACCGGGUAGAUGCCAAAAACAAUUGGCCCAAACUGUUCAUUGAGGGUUGGAAGAAGGUUGGUGACAAAUGCUUACCUGCAGCCGAUCUAGUCACAGUGGCAGCUCAUGCAGCCGGUACGACUGCCGAUGCGGUGCCUACAUUCAGUCUUUUCGUGGCUGGAACGGACGGCAAAUUGAAAGUCUUCAAAGGCAAUGACCUCGUCGACAAUGUCUCUUUCAGCGACGUGACAGUCACGCCAAAGAAUAAGGCAUCCGAUGUGAAGUGGAAACAUCUCUGUUACUAUGCAGGAAAGCUUUUUGGGGUCGACACAAACUCGUUCUCUUGGAAUAUCACAGUCGAUACAAAAGACCCUACCAAGGUCAGUAUUAAGGACAAAACCAAGCAAGCAUCAACAGACGGUUUGAGCUCUAACGAGCAAGGCCUGGUCGCGCUUCGGAACAACAAGCUCUGGCGACAGAGGGUCUCGAAGGCUGGGGAUGACGAAGAGAUGGCCACGAAAGAAGACACAGCAUGGACGCAUGUUGUUGACUGCCCGGGGAUUACGUACCUUGGCGUCGCCUCACCAGGUUCGCUGCUCGAUCUCCGAUCGCUCAUCCAGCAGUUACGUGAUCAGUACAUGAAGACACAAGUCGACGUAAUGCCAUUGGUUACCACUAUCCGGAGAUCUUCUAAGCAGCACCUUGCUCUCACAAAGCUAAUGGAAGCCGAUGCCAAAGCAUACGAAGAAGCCAAAGAAGCCGAAGACGAAGACAAAAUAGCAAAGAUACAGAAAAGAGCCGUUGAAAGGGGUGUCAAGGGAGCUCUCAAGAUUGCGGCUACUAUCAACAAAGCUUCGGUCAACGCUUCGAAUGCCAUUGUGAACAUGGGCGUUGCUUUGAGAGGCAUUAGUGAAGAGCUCACAGCGUUGCAGAAAGCGAUGGAAACUCAACUCAAGGCGCUGAAAGAGACACUCCAAAGUCAGAAAGAUGCCCUGAAGACGGUCCGAGAUGUUCAAUUCUGGAGCUUGAUCGUUAUCCUCGUUUCGUUUGUGGCGUUGAUCUUGACUUUCGGUGUUGCCGCGCCCGCUAUCGUGGUGGGAUUGGGUAUCUUGUUCGCCGCGGCCUUCAUCGUCAACCAGAUAUACGAAUCCAAGGAAAGCCAGAUGAUGAGCGACAUUGCAAAGACCCAAGCCUCGGUGAACUCACUCGAAUCUUCUAUAGCGGAUCUGAAAAAGAUUACGCCCAAAUUCGGCGAGCUCGAGAUUCAGUACAAGGCGCUGAACAUGUUCUGGGGACGCAUGAGCACUAGCUCCGGAGAUCUCCUGAGCUGGACUGCAGAUGCAUACAAGGAGUUGGCUGAUGAGAUGUUCGACCCUGUAACAAUUGAGAGCGCUAGAGAUUCAGCAACAGAGCUCCAGGAUGGUUCACAGAUGUACCUGGACAUGCUCACGGCCCAGGGUAUCUACCUGCCAGAGGCUGAUCCCGAACUUGGCGCACUACAAGCUCCUGCUGCCGAGCCCAGUACGCCUCCAUCUGAUGAGCAUGCUUUCCGGGCUCUCCUAGAGGCCGUCCAUCAACCUUUGGGAAACGGGAUCGAAAGCGAUGCGCAAGAAGUGACAGUUGUAUCAGCUGGUAGCGAACAGUACUCUCUACUCAACAACAUCGGAGCAUCGGCUGGUAGCAAAGAGUUUGCUAUGCCCAAUGGAUCUGAGAGAUCGAACAGAGAAGAUGGCAGAUUUAUCGAGCGAAACCAGUACAUCCCCAGCAGAGUUCUGCUUUUGACUGAGCAGGCAUGCGUUGAUCAAUCGGAUCUUGCCGUUCAGGCAUUAGAGAGAGACGACUUCGAUGCUUUCGAGGCACACAUGGACGUUAGUACACGACUUCUGGACGCGCCAACCACUUUCAGGUUGGACGCAAUCAUGCAAUCUGGCAGGUGGUUUGAUAUCGACUUGAUCAAGCAAGGUGUGUCCGUGUGGCUCAACUCGGGCUUGAAGGAUCUACUCGCCUAUAACAACUCAACAUUGAACCUCGAUGGGAUCGGCAUUGUCAACAGCGGCGCCUUACUGGCGGGUGCAAAGUACAUCUCUGCAUCGGUCGUCUUGGAUACAAUCAAGCUCGCAAAGCUCAUGCAAGAUUGGACCGCAGACGCAAACAGUGAUCUCUCGGACGAGCAGAAGGCAGCCCAGGCGAAGCCUUACGUCAAUUCAGCUGUAGGAUUGUGCGGCGACCUGGCCUCCACUACGGCUAAGCUCAACAAUGGUUUCAAUACAAUCAACCACACUGUCACAGAGGCUCGUAAUAAAGUUGCUGCGGACGUCAGAGCCCUAGAGGACUUGAUACGCUCGACAGAUGCUGGUUACUGGGAGAAGAUAGCUCGCAUUCAGGACGACAUCCCACUAAUUCUGACCAUCUUCUGGUCGAGAGAAAGACUUAUGGAUGAAAUCCAACAUAAGGCACAACAAAUCGAGUAUGCUCGACGGGAAGAGGUCGGACCACUGGAUGAUCGGAAGUUCAGACUGGAGCAACUUCGCGACAGCGGCAUAAUCUACCAGAAUCAGCACAUUUCAUGGGUUAAUCUUGUACAGAAACUCAGCGUCCAAUUCAGCCGUGUUUGGAUGACUCUCAAAGACAUACAGGAGGAGAUACGAAGCGAUGUCGCGUUCAAUGCCGAUGUGAUCGUUGGUAUUGAAUGGCCAGAGCUGCUGGAGAAUGCCCAACAGGUCCUCUCACUGCUCAAUGUCGACCCUCAUAUCAACUUUUCUGCUGUACUUGGGGGCGAUGACGCCGCAGCGGAGCGAGCUGCUGUACUAACAGCAGAGGCAUUCUUCGCGCUUGAAGCACCAGGAGCGGAAGAUAACGAUGCGGGCGCCUUCCAAGGUCAGGUCGAAGAUCCUAUGCAAUUCGCUAUACAAGCCCACCCCGUCAUGGCGACCCUGUUGGCUGAUGGCACCGAGGAGACUCGUCAGUUCUUCGACAACGUAAAGGCUAUCAUGGUCCUCCCAAAUGUGCACACGCUCAAGGCCUACGAUAACACCCUUGGGUCGUUUUCUUUACACUCAAGCAUGGCUGAGACUGUGGCAACGUACGUACGGACGUUUGGUUCCAUCUCCAAAGCUCUGAAUCGCAUCGGUUCUGCAGCCUCAAUCCAGAGCCGCCGCGUCAAGAGGUUAGAAGACAAGAGCAUUCGUUGGGUAACCUUCUACACGGGCACGCGGCAAGCCAUCAUCGAUGCCUCGCGCUAUGUUGGUACUGCUAAUGAUGACCUUGAGAAGUCAUACAAGGAGAUGAAGGCGCUUUUCCAAAGGAUCAAGGAGAACCGAAAUGCCUUCGAGUCAAAGAUCAAGCCAAUCGACGAGCUGAUUGCAGCUAAGCGAAAAGAAGUCACCGACUACAUCUUCCAACUAGCCGCAGAUGCUGCUGCCGUUAUGUUUGUGGGUGCGGCUGCAGCCUUGGCCGUUGUAAGUGGUCCGGCUGUCGCCUUCAAGGCGGCGAGUACGGUGAUUAAGGGCGCGACCAAGGUCGACGGCGUGGUACUCACCAACACGUUCAAGACGUUCUACAGCAAGAUGAACUGGGACGAGUUCCGCGACAGCAUCGCCAGUCUGAGUACUUUGCGCGACUCGCUCACCACGGCUGUCAACUCGCUCGACAAGAUCCUAUCCACUUUCUCAGAAACGCUUAAGUAUGGGCAGGAUCUGCAGAAGCACCUCAGGGAGUCCCAGAGGCGUCUUGAGGACUUUGAGAUCGAGCGGCUAUCGCGCGUGGCGGCUGCGGAGAAACGUGGAGAAACGGAGGCUGCUGUCAUGGAGCGGUACAUGAGGGAAGUGGACUUUGAGGAAGUAGUCAAGGGUUGGGGCGUCGUGGACGUCGGGUGUGAUGUAUGGAAUGACAUGUUCAAUGCGCAGGGAUAUUCGUUGCCUGCGGACUUUGAGUUUGAGUAG